This is a messenger RNA of Metarhizium album ARSEF 1941, 663 nucleotides long. Its product is annotated as 50S ribosomal protein L4. The transcript has 2 exons. Gene Ontology annotation, cellular component: mitochondrial ribosome; mitochondrial large ribosomal subunit. Lineage: Eukaryota; Fungi; Ascomycota; Sordariomycetes; Hypocreales; Clavicipitaceae. Gene Ontology annotation, molecular function: structural constituent of ribosome. Gene Ontology annotation, biological process: mitochondrial translation. Bases 1 to 663 code for a protein of 220 amino acids. The record is from RefSeq and is a predicted model, not a curated record.
AUGGCCAGCUCCAGUGCCCCGAGGCAGUCGUUUGGCUGCCUGUCAAAAAUUGGCCCGCGGUUCGCCUCAGCCCGGGCAGCCACGUUCUCGACAACGGCUGCACAAUGCAAGCUCAAGACCAAGGACAACAACAAGAACCGAGGGGUCAGCAGCCUGUAUGGAUCAGGGCCCCGGGAGCACCUUUCCAUGUCCGACAUACCUCUGCCCAAACCGCGAGACUUCAAACCAAAGGUCGCAGUCGACGAGGACCACGGCCUCUGGGGUUUCUUCCCGGAACCCGGAAAGGCGUUGUGGUCGCCCAAGGAAACCGAGCAGCACGGAAGAGCAUGGACCGUGGAAGAGCUCCGAAGGAAGUCGUGGGAAGACCUGCAUUCGCUCUGGUGGGUGUGCUGCCGGGAGAGGAACAUGCUUGCGACGUCCAGGGCGGAGCUGGCGAGGGGCAAGUUUGGAUUUGGUGAGCGGGAGAUUGAGGCGCGAGACGGAGAGGAUGCCGUUGAUGUGGCCGGGUCAGAUCCUGAAAUUGACAUGCACGCCCAGGACGGCCAGGUUUACAGACCCGCGGGGUAUGAGGAAGAGGAAGACGCUGCCGUCGAAGAGGCUUGGGCGAAGGAGAAGAGUGCAGAGGAGGAGCCGAUCAAGGACGAGAGGGAACUCGGCCGGUGA